Messenger RNA from Parnassius mnemosyne (clouded apollo), 1059 nucleotides. The record is from the annotation of a GenBank genome assembly. NCBI's taxonomy places the organism in Eukaryota, Metazoa, Arthropoda, Insecta, Lepidoptera, Papilionidae.
AUGUUCGCGAUAGCAACUUUAACAAUAGCUUCGGCCGCCGCCGCAGUUUAUUGGUUCAUGAACCGGCACAAACCCAUUAAGCACCUGCUGAGCGAUUUUCGAUAUAUGUUGGACAUGCAGGGAGCCGGCGCUGGAGGCCUCAUCGACGACUGGGUGAAUAUCAGAAGAAACAAAAUUGUGUUACCAGACGCAAGCGGAAAAGUUGCCGUUAUAACGGGCGGGGCUCGCGGAAUAGGCUUGGAAGUUGUCAAAGGGUUGCUCAAAGCGAAUGUCACCGUUAUUAUGGGCAUUCGAAGACCAGAGGCUGCCAAGAGUAUGAUUGAAAGCAUGGAGAAUGGAAGAAACUUGCGCGCGUUCCCACUUGAUUUGCAGUCACUGAAGUCGGUUAAAGAGUUUGCGAAAUGUGUCUUAAAGGAAUUUCCCGAGAUCAAUAUCUUGAUAAACAAUGCUGGUAUAAUGUAUGUAGAUUACAAGUUGACUGAAGAUGGAAUUGAAUCACAAUUUGCUGUUAAUUAUUUAAGUCAUUUCUAUUUGACACAUUUAUUGUUGCCAGCUUUGAAAAAAACAGGCAAAUUAGAAGAGCCUUCAAGGGUAGUGAAUGUUACAUCUUGUGGUCAUUUCCCUGGAAAGAUUUUCUUCGAUGACAUUAAUAUGAAAGAACAUUAUGACACAAUAGCUGCCUACGCCCAAUCGAAACUAGCACAGAUCAUGAUAGCAAGGUACCUUAACAAAUUGUUGGAAAGUGAAGAUGUAAAUGUGAAAUUCUAUUCGGCUCAUCCGGGAAUCGUUGACACAGAUUUAUUUGAGCACACAACCUUCCACCACCUCCCCUGGUUGAAGAAAAUUUUCUUUAAAACUCCUGAGAAAGGAGCCACGCCCAUACUAUAUGCUUGUUUCAACAAAGAAAUUGAAGAAAAAGGUGGUCUUUACAUCAGCAAUUGUAGAGAAGGUAUCAGUAAUAGUUUUUCUAAAAAUGUUAACAAUCAGAAAAAACUGUUCGAUAUUUCCUGUGAGCUAACUGGUAUUGAAACCGAAAAGUUUGGUAAACCUGAUAUGUAA